CUAGUAAUAGCAAAAUAUCAAGCUCCUAACUCCACAAAAACAAACCUAAAAACACCAGGGAACUGCGAAGAACAAGGGAUGAAACAGUUGCAGAACUAAGGACUAUGAAAACUGAGGUAUAUGUAGAACAAUAACAUCCUAUCCAUUAGAAAUGCCGACUCAAUCCCAUUCCACCACCACCAACAAACUCUACUUCUACUAUGGCCAUCGCAAACCUUCUCAGAAUCGACCUACUGUACAAGGUGGUCACUUCUCCAAUCGGAAAACCAUAAAAAACCCUAAUCAAAAUCCAUACAGAGUUAUAAAAUCAGAACAGCCUCCUUUCAAUUUGGAAAAAUGGGAUUCAGGUUCACAGCAAACAAUUACCUCACAUACCAAAACCCCAUCAGAGAAAUUUUUCUCCAUUGCCAAAACUCUAUCACCAAUCGCCAGAUACAUUUGCGAUUCCUUGAGGAAACACAAUCAUUGGGAUCAAAAUGUGAUUACUGAUCUCAACAAACUCCGCAGGGUAACACCAAAUUUAGUUGCUGAGGUUCUCAAAGUCCAAACUGAUCCAAAACUCUCUUCCAAAUUCUUCCAUUGGGCAGGUAAACAAAAGGGUUACCGGCAUAAUUAUGCUUCAUAUAAUGCUUUUGCUUAUUGCUUGAAUCGUAAUAAUCAGUUUAGGGCAGCUGAUCAGGUGCCUGAACUCAUGAGUAAUCAAGGUAAAUUACCUACUGAGAAACAAUUUGAAAUUUUGAUAAGGAUGCACUCUGAUGCUGGUAGGGGACUUAGAGUUUACUUCGUUUAUGAAAAAAUGAAAAAAUUUGGGGUUAAACCUAGGGUUUUUCUGUAUAAUAGGAUAAUGGAGGCUUUAGUAAAAACGGGUCAUUUGGAUUUGGCAAUUUCAGUUUAUGAGGACUUUAGAGAAGAUGGUUUGGUAGAAGAGAGUGUUACUUACAUGAUUUUGAUCAAAGGGUUGUGUAAGGCAGGUAGAAUCGAUGAGGGUUUUGAACUUCUGAGACGAAUGAGGGAAACAUUGUUUAAGCCUGAUAUUUUUGCUUAUACUGCAAUGAUUCGUGUUUUAGUUUCUGAAGGUAAUUUUGAUGGGUGUUUGAGAAUAUGGGCUGAAAUGCAGAGGGAUGGUGUUGAACCAGAUGUUAUGGCUUAUACGACUCUGGUUACUGGAUUGUGCAAGGGUAACAAAGUUGACAAGGCUUAUGGACUCUUUAAAGAGAUGAAAGAGAAAAAAUUCUUAAUCGACAGGGCAAUGUAUGGGGCAUUGGUCGAUGCAUUUGUAGCUAAUGGAAAGAUCGGUUCAGCGUGUGAUCUGUUGAAGGAUCUUAUGGCAUCUGGCUACCGGGCUGAUUUGUCUAUAUAUACUUCUCUCGUAGAAGGUCUGUGUAGUGUGAACUGUGUAGAUAAGGCUUAUAGACUCUUUGAAAUUACAAUCCAGGAUGGCCUCAAUCCAAACUUUACAACUAUAAUGCCUAUAAUGAUAUCAUAUGCAGAGGAGAACAGAAUGGACGACCUCCAUAAAUUGCUCGUGCAGAUGCAGAAAUUAGGGUGUCAGGUCAAUGCAGAUCUCCCCAAGUUUUUUUCGUUAUUUAUUGAAAAGGGGAAAAGAGAAAAUAGAGCUUUAGAAGUGUUUGAUUAUUUGAAACAGAAAGGGUACUGCAGUGUUUCAAUUUACAAUGUCCUAAUUGGUGCCCUAGAAAAUAUUGGUCAAGUUAAAAGAGCAAUAUCUCUAUUUGAGGAAAUGAAGGAUUGUGACUCCGAUUUAAAACCUGACCCUUCUACAUACAGCAAUAUAAUUCCUUGUUUUGUGGAUCUUGGGGAUAUGAAGGACGCAUGUUCAUGUUAUACUAAGAUCAAGGAGAUGUCAUCAGUUCCUACUGUUUUUGCCUAUUCUGCGCUGGUGCGAGGUCUAUGUAAGAUCGGAGAGAUAGAUGCAGCUUUUACACUAGUACGGGACUGCUUGGGAAAUGUUACCAAUGGGCCCAUGGAGUUCAAGUACUCUCUUACGAUUAUUCAUGCUUGUAAAUCAUGCACAGAUGAGAAGGUUAUUGACGUGCUUAAUGAGAUGAUGCAGCAGGGUUUCCCACCUGAUGAUGUUAUCUAUUCUGCUAUUAUCUACGGUAUGUGCAAUUACGGGACUAUAGAGGAAGCAAGGAAGGUGUUCUCAGGUCUUAGAGUUCGUAAGCUUCUUUCUGAAGCAAAUUUGAUUGUGUACGAUGAGUUACUUAUCAAUCAUACACAAAAGAAGAUGGCAGGAUUGGUGCAGGCCAGCUUGAAGUUUUUUGGUUUGGAAUCAAAAGUGAAAUUGAAGAGUAGCACAGUUAUAACAAGUUAAGCAGAAGCCUUUAGUGUCUGCUGAGGAGAAUAACUUCUAACUCCUUGUGGUAAAAUUGGAGCUAGGAAAACGAAGAGAGUGUUCUCCAGUGAGCCAGAUGAGAAGAACCUAGACGAAAAAUGCUGAGUUCAAUGAGACUGGUUUAGUUUUCUAUAUUCUACAACCUUUGUUUACUGACCAUACUUUUUUGUGGACGAUGUCAUCAUCAUGGAUCUCAUAUUGCUUCUUGCAACAAUUCUUUUGCUCCAGGAACUUAGAGCUCAGAAUUUCUGAUCUUUUAUGUCUUAACGUUAGUUUGGAUCUACACGUUUUCAUUGUGGAAAGUUGCAGCCACUCGGUCAUUUUUGAAGUUGUACGACUCAUGGUGCCGAUUGAAGCUUGUACAUGGUAUUCCAGGUAUAUGGCGACUCAACUAGUUUGAAACUGAAGCUCAGAAGACUUGAAGAACAGGAGACAAAUUUCAAGACAAUCUACAUAGAAGCCUAAGUUUGAAGUGCCUCUGUGCCUGCAUUUAGAGACUGAAAACUAAUAAAGCACUUACGAAGAAAGAAUGAAGUUUUUGUUGCUCAGAAGAAGAUGACUAAGAUGGAAGAAAGAAUUGAAGUUUAGACGAUCAGAAGACGGAUGGGUUAAGCCUCAACAUUGACAAAAACAAUGAAGAGUCUAAUAGAUGGAGAUAUGGUUGGUUGUAUGAAAGGACGGAACUCAAUUUAACCUGUCUCUUUUACACCUUUUAGAGUGAACCAAGGUUUCAGGUGACAUCACGUUAUAACGGCCUUGCAGGCCAAAAAAAAGGUUUAAAAAUAAAGUGGCAGUUUUUUCGUUA
Papaver somniferum (opium poppy) is the source of this 3158-nucleotide messenger RNA. RefSeq names its product pentatricopeptide repeat-containing protein At4g20740-like. The record is from RefSeq and is a predicted model, not a curated record. The transcript has 3 exons. Bases 152 to 2332 code for a protein of 726 amino acids. NCBI's taxonomy places the organism in Eukaryota, Viridiplantae, Streptophyta, Magnoliopsida, Ranunculales, Papaveraceae. Gene Ontology annotation, molecular function: protein binding.